Suillus clintonianus is the source of this 366-nucleotide messenger RNA. RefSeq lists its product as uncharacterized. Bases 1 to 366 code for a protein of 121 amino acids. Lineage: Eukaryota; Fungi; Basidiomycota; Agaricomycetes; Boletales; Suillaceae. The transcript has 3 exons. The record is from RefSeq and is a predicted model, not a curated record.
AUGCGGUGCCACCACAGGCAACAACACACCGGCAGGAUAUUGACUACACAUAGGCAAACGCUCGCGAGAGACCUCGAAAAACGUAAAGAACCUGCGCAAGACACACGACGACACAACAGACGUCCCAUCGUCUGGAAGCUCGCUAUCGGAAAGUAUGAGGGCCCGUAUUGGACAAAAUUCCAGAGUUUGGCUUUGAGCUUCUCAAACUUGAUUUCGCCUUUGAUCUUACCGAAUAAGGAAGCUUAUGUUGAAUUACAGCCAAUUCCCCUCGAGACCGUGACUGUUAAGCCCAAGGAUGUGGGCGCUAAUAUUGUGGCACACGAUGACGACGACGACGACGCAAGCACACUACGAAGCACGACAUAA